GCCUGAUAUAGUCUGGAUUAAGUGAAGUGUUUAUUUUUGUUCGCGUAAAGUUAGUACAACUGAAGGAGGAUCCUACUGUGAUUUUUAUACCUAUCGAAGGGAUCAAAUCCCAUAAUACCAACAGAAUAAAACUAGGAUGUGUUAGAGGCCAUCGGAUGUCGCACUGGUUAACAAAAACUGACAAGGAAAUUAGCUGUACCGACCCAGUGGACGUUGGAUGUGUCAGCUGAUGACAGAGGGCAGUAUCCGAACAGUGGUAUAGCUUCUCUGCAGGGGGACACUGGCGCCAGAGUUGGGCCAGGAACCAUCGAACUUGCAGCGCAAUCAUGGGUAAGGCUCUGAUGGUACUGCUAAUGCUGCUUACGGUAUGGGGUUCAAUGUUGUUAACAAAGUUUCAUAAGAAUGCAAGACAACAACGUCCUGGACGACACACAACUAGUCCUACCAUAUCAUCCACAGGAACACCUCCCAGUAUGUCUAACUCUUCAACAACAUCGCCCUCUACAACAUCUUCUCCAACAAAUACAACCACAUCUAACACUCCAGCCACACCUACAACGCCUACAGCUCCCGGAACUUCAGUUACUCCUACAACGCCAUCUACUCCUGAGACUACUACACCUGCUACUCCAGUUUACACCGGUUUCUCCUGGAACCCCUGCUACACCUGGAACCCCUGCAACGUCUGCCCCUCCUGUAACACCUGGGACAUUCUGCGGACUCCUUCAACUCCCGUAACUCCUGUAACAUCUGUACCCCCUACAUCCCCUACUAUUCCAGCAACUUUCUGA
This is a messenger RNA of Homalodisca vitripennis (glassy-winged sharpshooter), 791 nucleotides long. Its product is annotated as cell wall protein DAN4-like. NCBI's taxonomy places the organism in Eukaryota, Metazoa, Arthropoda, Insecta, Hemiptera, Cicadellidae. The coding region runs from base 327 to 791 and encodes 154 amino acids. The record is from RefSeq and is a predicted model, not a curated record. The transcript has 3 exons.